Ictalurus furcatus (blue catfish) is the source of this 5204-nucleotide messenger RNA. It is a transcript of the gene mid1, whose product is annotated as midline 1. Gene Ontology annotation, molecular function: protein binding; zinc ion binding. The record is from RefSeq and is a predicted model, not a curated record. Lineage: Eukaryota; Metazoa; Chordata; Actinopteri; Siluriformes; Ictaluridae. The coding region runs from base 1738 to 3939 and encodes 733 amino acids. The transcript is spliced from 10 exons.
UUUUAAUCUUGAUGACUAUGGCUUACAGCUCACAGAAAUCAAAAAUCCAGUAACUCAAAAUAUUAGAAUGAAGAAUUUAUAAUACAGAAAUGUUGAAUCUUCUGAAAAGUAUGUUAAUUUAUGCACUGAUACUCUGUCAGGGUUUUAAUCCUUUUGCAUGAAUUACUGCAUCAGUGCGGCGUGGCAUGGAGGCGAUCAGCCUGUGGCACUGCUGAGGUGUUCUGGAAGCCCAGGUUGCUUUGAUAGCGGCCUUCAGCUCGUCUGUAUUGUCGGGUCUGGUGUCUCUCAUGGAUUCUCUAUGGGGUUCGAGUCAGGAGAGUCAGCUGGCCAAUCAAGCACAGUAAUACCACGGUCAGCAAACCAGUUACUAGUAGUUUUGGCACUGUGGGCAGGUGCUGAGUCCUGCUGGAAAAGGAAAUCAGUAUCUCCAUAAAGCUCGUCAGCAGAUGGAAGCAUGAAGUGCUCUAAAAUCUCCUGGUAGACGCUGCAUCGACUCUUGACUUGAGAAAACACAGUGGACCAACACCAGCAGAUGACAUGGCAACCCAAAUCAUCACUGACUGUGGAAACGUCACACUGGACUUCAAGCAGCUUGGAUUCUGUUCCUCUCCACUCUUCCUCCAGACUCUGGGACCUUGAUUUCCAAAUGAAAUGCAAAAUUUACUCUCAUCUUCCCCGUGAUUGUGGUUGUGUGUACUGAACCAGACUGAGAGAUUAAAGCCUCAGGAAACCUUUGCAGGUGUUUUGAGUUAAUUCGCCGUUUAGACCUCUUCUCAGGUCAACAUUUCUGUAUUAUACAUUCUAUAUUCGAAUAUUUUGAGAUACUGCAUUCUUGAUUUCCAUGAUGUAAUGUAAUGUUCGAUUAACAUGUCACUGAAUGUAUUCUAUUCUCCACUGGUUUCUAUUCACGAGGAAGCAAAAUGUGCUGAAAGCUACAGUCACGUUUAAAUGUAAAUUGUAGUAGUUUAAAACGAUUACUUAAAAAGUGCAAUCAAAUCCUGUUGACUGACAUUUUUCACUCUACAUGCCAUUCCCAUUAAUUUCACUUCCUAAUCAAACCUCACUAUGUCAGUAUGUGUUUAUGAGCUCCUUCCUCUGCCACCUGUGGCCUAAUUGUUCCACACUAUUGUUAAAUUCCCAUUUAACUGAAUCACUACAAAAUUGCUAAAUAAAACAGGAAAUCCACACACAUUUUUAUGUGUUAUUUUACGAGUUAUGUACGUGUGUGUGUGUGUGUGUGUGUGUGUGUGUGUGUGUGUGUGUACACAUGCCAGCCGGAACUCCUGUUGUUUUUUCCUCUAUGAUUUAAUCCCUCAUUCACACACAAUGGGCAAUGAGAGGGCAACUCUUUCAUCCUCAUUCUACACCUUUGCAACAGAUUUCCAUCAGUAUGUUGUGUGUUUAAAUGAACUAUUCUCUGUGCUGGAAUGCACUUCCAGUUCUUCACAUAUCUGUGACUUUGUCAGUUCCUCUGUUCCCUACCACCCCCACCACGCACACACCUCUGGCUGCCCAAGCCACAGGGUGGAGGAAACUGACUUUCCUGGAAUUGUCGGGAUAAAGCUUAUUUUUCCUGUUCGGAGGUGAAACAAGAGACAGGCCGAAACAGACAUUAGACACAACUACCAUCCCAGAACUAAGCCAAUUAGAAUGGAAGUCAGUGUGUGCGCAUGUGUAUGUGCUGCGUAGGGCUGAAACGAUGCAAGCUGUUAGGCUGCUUUCGCCAAAGCUGUCUACAUGAGGCUCUGUGUGUUGAGCCUCUUGCCACUUUCUCGAUUUGGGUCGCUUGGCUUGAUCAUCAGGAGAGAUGUCGCUGCUGUCUGGUCUCGGGAGAAAUCCAUUGAUAGCUGCUUGGCUCUCCCGGAUUUUGCUAAUGCCAUUCCCUCUUCGCUCCACCUAAAAAGGAUGGAAAGCCUGGAGUCGGAGCUGACGUGCCCGAUCUGCCUGGAGCUGUUUGAGGACCCCCUGCUGCUGCCCUGUGCCCACAGUCUGUGUUUCAACUGUGCUCGCCGCAUCCUGGUCUCGCAUUGCACUUCAGGUGAGCCAGUCGACGCCAUCUGCGCCUUCCAGUGCCCCACGUGCCGUUAUGCCAUCUCACUGAGCCCACAGCGUGGCCUGGACGCACUCAAGCGCAACGUCACCCUCCAAAAUAUCAUCGAUCGUGUCCAAAGGGCUUCCACUUCUGCCACUCUUCUUCUGUCCUCCAGCGGGCACAGUUCACCAGGUGACAGCCCUCUAGGUGCCAUGACGACUGCCACUGCACCCUCCUCACCCACUGAGCUGGUGCAGUGCCAGUUUUGUGAGCAGGAACCACCACAGUGUGCUGUGAAGACCUGCGUAACAUGUGAGGUGUCUUACUGCGAGGAAUGCCUGCGCGCCACCCACCCCAACAAGAAACCAUUCACUGGACAUCGCCUCAUUGAACCUUUGCCUGACUCGCACCUCAGAGGUCUGCAGUGUCUUGAACAUGAGGAGGAGAAAGUGAACAUGUACUGUGUCACGGAUGAGCAGCUCAUCUGCUCCCUCUGCAAGCUGGUGGGACGCCACCGUGACCACCAGGUGGCAGCGCUACAUGAGCGCUACGAGAAACUGAAGCAAACAUUGGACUCCAACCUCAGCAAUUUGAUCAAGAGGAGCAAUGAGUUGGAAUCACUAAUGGGGAAGCUGAUUCAGACCUGUCAGCAUGUGGAGAUGAACGCAUCACGACAGGAAGGAAAGCUGAUGGAAGAAUGCGACAUCUUGAUCAGCUUAAUUCAGGAGAGGAGACAGAUUAUUGGUGCCAAAAUCAAAGAGGGCAAGGCGGUUCGACUGCGUAAACUAGCACAACAAAUUGCCAAUUGCAAGCAGUGCAUCGAGCGAUCUUCUGCUCUCAUAACUCAAGCAGACCAGAUGCUGAAAGAAACCGACCAUGCUCGCUUCCUCCAGACUGCCAAGAGCAUCUCAGAGCGAGUCUCGAUGGCUACAGCGUCAUCUCAGGUCCUGAUACCCGAGAUUAAUCUGACGGACACAUUUGACACUUUCGCGCUGGAUUUUACCAGAGAGAAAAAGAUGCUUGAAAGUCUUGAUUACCUAACAGCGCCCAGUCCUCCAGGUAUCCGAGAAGAGCUCUGCACAGCGUCCUAUGACACCAUAACUGUGCACUGGACAUCUGAUGAUGAGUUCUCUGUAGUUUCUUAUGAGCUUCAGUACACCAUCUUUACUGGCCAGUCAAAUAUUGUCAGUCUCUGCAACUCUGCUGACAGCUGGAUGAUUGUGCCCAAUAUCAAGCAGAACCACUACACCGUUCAUGGCCUGCAGAGUGGCACCAAGUACAUCUUCAUUGUCAAGGCCAUUAAUCAGGCAGGAAGUCGCAGCAGUGAGCCUGGGACACUCAAAACCAACAGUCAGCCAUUUAAGCUUGACCCAAAGUCAGCACACAGGAAGCUAAAAUUGUCCCAUGACAACCUGACGGUGGAGCGUGAUGAGAUAUCCUCAAAGAAGAGCCACGGUCAGGAGCGCUUCAGCAGCCAAAGCAGCUAUGGUGUCAUAGGAAACGUGUACAUCGACAGUGGCCGCCAUUAUUGGGAGGCACUAAUUGGAGGGAGCACUUGGUAUGCUGUGGGCAUAGCCUAUAAGUCAGCACCCAAGCACGAGUGGAUUGGGAAGAACCCUUUGUCAUGGGUGCUGUGCCGGUGCAACAAUUCCUGGGUGGUGCGCCACAACAGCAAAGAGAUGGCCAUUGACCCCUCACCACACCUGAGACGAGUCGGUGUGCUCCUGGACUAUGAUGCCGGCUCGCUGGCUUUCUAUGAUGCCGUGAGCUCUCAGCACCUCCACACCUUCCAUAUCACCUUCACCCAGCCGGUUUGCCCUGUGUUUAAUGUCUGGAACAAAUGUCUUACAGUCCUAACAGGCCUCCCUAUCCCAGAUCAUUUGGAAGGUGUAGAGGCUUUCAACUGAGGCUGUGGUGUUUCUUUCUAAAUAAAAUAGUGGACCUUGGGCUGCUUUGGUUUGCUUUCAGCUCUGGCCAUGACCUUGUUGGCCACAUCAUAUUUCCAGUUCAUUAAGGUUUUUUAAAAGCAUACACAGAAGGUUUUGACAGCAAUUCCACCUUUAUAUGUAAAAAAGUAAAAGGUUUCAUAACCCCUGAGCUCAAAUGACAAUUAAUUUUUUUUUUUUUUUGCCUAAGUCAAGACCACAGUGCAUUGAUAUCAGGUAUUUUGGAGGAAUUUUGCACAUGUCUAUAUGGUAUGUCUAUAUUUAUGAAAAGAGGGAUGAUCACAUUAUAGUCAAUUUAGUGCAAUUAUGUGAUUAGGUUUCUUAGUGCAAUCUCAAUUGAUAUGCAGAUGAUGGACUAUUUUUACUUUAUAAAAAGGACAUUUCAACAGUGCAGCAGGACUGAUUACAUGCAUACAUAAAACGUUUUCCAUUUUAGGUCAAAUGAAUGCUUGCUUGUCUUUUGCCUAAUUAUGACUGUUGCGGUAUACCUGUUUUUGAGCAUAUACAACUGUUUUAUGUUCCUGAACACUUUAGCAGUAAAUCAAUGCACAAUUGUAUUUUAGAUACACAAUCUAUGUUGUGUGCUCAAAAAAAAAUUACACAAUUUGUAUUGUGUAUUGUAUUUGCAUUUGAGGAAGGUUGCCUGUCAUUUGUUUCUGUCAGACUUUUUUUUUUUUAAUGUAUCAUUAGCAGUGGUGGCACUAAGUUCAUUUACUGACCUAACAUAGCUCAUUAAAUCAAUAUUAAAAUCAAAAAUGUAUCUUCCUGCACAGAUUCAACAGUUGUGUAGAUUUCUACACGGACUAAAACACUUUCCGUUUAGAGUAAAUUAUUAAUGUAUAUUAGUUUUAUGUAAAAAUUUUUGAAAGAACAGAAAAUUUCAAGUCUAUUUUGUGGUUUAAAUAUGUAUGUACAUAUGAUAAUCUGGCAGUUCAUAACCUUACAUCUCUGUAGUGUAUAGAAAUUGUCGGUUUCUAGUUGCUGAGGGUAAACUGUUUGCAAAGAGUUGUUUUAUACUCUUGUAUCACAGCAUUUUUGUAGCAUGUUUUAAAAACAGUUAAUGUAUCAGCCACUUGUUGGUAUCGUGUUUUCAGUUUUCUUUCACAAAAGCAAACCAAGGAUUCUUUUAAAGAGGAUUAAUCUAACUACUGAUUCACAGUGAAGCUGCCAUUAUCCACAGAAAAUCCUUUUAGGCUAAAAAAAAAAAAAAAAAAAAAAAAAGGAAA